This is a messenger RNA of Necator americanus (New World hookworm), 1728 nucleotides long. RefSeq lists its product as uncharacterized. The coding region runs from base 1 to 1728 and encodes 575 amino acids. The record is from RefSeq and is a predicted model, not a curated record. Lineage: Eukaryota; Metazoa; Nematoda; Chromadorea; Rhabditida; Ancylostomatidae. The transcript has 9 exons.
AUGUCUUCUGUAUAUUUCGGAGCCAAAGGUGGCGGUGGCGGUGCAGGCGCUCAGUCUACAUACGUUGGUGUAGGCGGAGGAGGUGUGCCGAAAGCAGUCUCUCCUGGUGGAGCCGGUAUGGCUGGAGCACCCGCCGGCGGUGUGGGCGCGCAAUCGACGUACUUCGGUGUUGGUGCAGGAGGCGGUGGAUCAGGAGCACAAUCGGCUUAUUUUGCCGCUACCCCAACAGCAGCUGGAGCUCCGCCUGUUGUUGCUGUUAAUCCACCCGCAGGAGCAGUUCCCGGAGCAUCUACAAUGACCGCCGUUGGUGGAGCACCUUGUGCAACACCUGGAUCAACCAUGACAGCUGUUUGCCCUCCACCAGGAGGACGAUCGACGAUGACAGCGAUAGGAGCACCUGCAGGAGGAGCUCCUUCGACUAUGACGGCUAUGAGUCCACCGCCAGGAGUGGCAGUGUGUCCACCACCAGCUGCAUCAACGAUGACUGCCAUUGGUGGAGUACCCUGUACAGCACCAGGACCAGGAUCAACUAUGACAGCUAUUGGCGCUCCAGCAGGAGGACGAUCGACGAUGACAGCGAUAGGAGCACCGGCGGGAGGAGUUCCUUCGACUAUGACGGCAGUGAGUCCACCGCCAGGAGUGGCAGUGUGUCCACCACCAGCUGCAUCAACGAUGACUGCCAUUGGUGGAGUACCCUGUACAACACCAGGACCAGGAUCAACUAUGACAGCUAUUGGCGCUCCAGCAGGUGGACGAUCGACAAUGACAGCGAUAGCAGCACCUGCACGAGGAGCUCCUUCGACUAUGACGGCAGUGAGUCCACCGCCAGGAGUGGCAGUGUGUCCACCACCAGCUGCAUCAACGAUGACUGCCAUUGGUGGAGUACCCUGUACAACACCAGGACCAGGAUCAACUAUGACAGCUAUUGGCGCUCCAGCAGGUGGACGAUCGACAAUGACAGCGAUAGGAGCACCUGCACGAGGAGCUCCUUCGACUAUGACGGCAGUGAGUCCACCGCCAGGAGUGGCAGUGUGUCCACCACCAGCUGCAUCAACGAUGACUGCCAUUGGUGGAGUACCCUGUACAACACCAGGACCAGGAUCAACUAUGACAGCUAUUGGCGCUCCAGCAGGUGGACGAUCGACAAUGACAGCGAUAGGAGCACCAGCAGGAGGAGCUCCUUCGACUAUGACGGCAGUGAGUCCACCGCCAGGAGUGGCAGUGUGUCCACCACCAGCUGCAUCAACGAUGACUGCCAUUGGUGGAGUACCCUGUACAACACCAGGACCAGGAUCAACUAUGACAGCUAUUGGCGCUCCAGCAGGAGGAACCGGUGCAUCAACGAUGACAGCAGUAGGAGCACCUGCUGGUGGUACGGGAGCUUCGACAAUGACGGCUAUUGGUGGUGCACCUGCAGGGCGUUCGACAAUGACCGCAAUAGGAGGAGCACCAGCGGCUGGGGCGCCAAUGGCAUCAGCGCCACUUCCUGGAGGUGGCGGUGCUACAGGACAAUCUGCAUAUUUCGGAGUCGGCGGUGGAGGAGGAGGAGGAACUCAGUCUGCUUAUUUUGGCGCAGGAGGAGGUGGUGGAGGUGGUGCAGGUGGCAGCGUGCCAGCAGCAAAGCCCGGGGCUCCGGGAAUACCAGGACAAUCAGCUUACUUCGGCGUUGGUGGUGGCGCUGCUGCAGGAGCAGGAGGUGCCCAGUCCGCUUACUUUGCAGCUAAAUAA